UAAUUAUGCCACCCACUCCCCACUCUCUGUACACUCGUUCCUACCUAGCUAGGUUGGUGUUUCAUUAUAAGGAGUGUGUUUCCAUUUCACACACCCUCCACAACUUGGAGUGCCCUUCCUCCACCACUAGUACUAACCAUGUUCACCCAAUUCCUCAUCUUCUCCCUCUUCUUCACUCCCUUCAUCUUCACCGCAGCCCAUGACACCCAUGAUUUUGUGCGCACCUUAGACCGCAAAAUGUUGGGUUUGGACGAAAAGCAAGAAAAGCUCAGCCAUUUCAGAUUCUAUUGGCAUGACGUGGUGAGUGGACGCAACCCUUCUUCAAUUGAAGUUGUGCCACCACCCUUGAAGAACUCAACCACAUCCUUUGGAUCGGUGAACAUGAUUGAGAACCCUUUGACAUUAGAACCCCAAUUGAACUCAAAAUUGGUGGGGAAAGCUCAGGGGUUCUAUGCUUCCACGUCACAAAGUGAAAUCACCUUGCUCAUGGCUAUGAAUUUCGCCAUCACUGAAGGGAAGUACAAUGGCAGCACCAUCACAAUUUUGGGGAGGAACUCUGUUUACGACAAGGAGAGAGAGAUGCCCGUGAUUGGUGGAAGUGGACUCUUUCGAUUUGCUAGGGGAUAUGCUCAACUUAGAACGCAUUGGUUCUCACCCACCACCAAGGAUGCCAUUGUUGAGUACAAUAUUUAUGUUUUGCAUUAUUGAUCAUUCAUUCAUAUAUAUAUAUAUAUAUAUAUAUAUAUAUAUAUAUAUAUAUAUAUAUAUAUAUAUAUAUAUAUAUAUAUAUAUAAUACUAUACAUGUGUAUUGAUAUGCGAUA
This is a messenger RNA of Glycine soja, 822 nucleotides long. Its product is annotated as dirigent protein 22-like. NCBI's taxonomy places the organism in Eukaryota, Viridiplantae, Streptophyta, Magnoliopsida, Fabales, Fabaceae. The record is from RefSeq and is a predicted model, not a curated record. The transcript is spliced from 2 exons. Bases 139 to 708 code for a protein of 189 amino acids.